Molecule: messenger RNA, 1311 nt
Organism: Brugia malayi
Lineage: Eukaryota; Metazoa; Nematoda; Chromadorea; Rhabditida; Onchocercidae
Gene: Bma-npr-29
Exons: 9
Coding region: 1-1311 (436 amino acids)
Biological process (GO): G protein-coupled receptor signaling pathway
Cellular component (GO): membrane; neuron projection
Molecular function (GO): peptide binding; G protein-coupled receptor activity
Source: RefSeq, a predicted model, not a curated record
AUGACAAUCAUAAUUCAGAGUGAAGAUGAAUUUGCUAAUUAUAAACAAUUGGAAUAUUCGAUACCAUUUCAGGGUUAUCGACGAUGGGUAGCAUUUGCUUAUAUGGGUGUUAAUGCUAUCGGAUUUGCUGCUAACUUUUGGGUACUUUACACUGUCGCACCGUUACUUUUUUCUGCAACUGUUAAAGUACCAAAGAGUAUUUUAUUUUAUAUCAUAACAUUAUGCAUUUCUGAUUUAAUGAUUAUGACUGGAAUGCUUUUUCUAAUAAUUGAUAUAGUUGUUGGUACUUGGAAAUUUAGCACAUUCUCGUGUGUUGCAUACCUUGUCUUCGAAGCAAUGAAUAAAUUUGUCGCACCUGUAAUUGUGGUACUAAUUAGUCGGACAUGCUAUGUGACAGUAUGUCUCGAUCCAAAAAGUCGACGAGUAGCUGCAAGUUUAAAAUAUGCAAUAGCCCAAGUAAUUGCAUCAAUGGCACUUGUAAUGAUAAUGUUAUGGCCACUUUUUGCAUAUAGCCAAGUGUCAACGCUUUAUUUCAAUGCUAAUAUCACAUUAAGGACAGUUAAUGUAUUACGUAAAUGUACCUUUAUGCCACCAUCUGAAAUUGAACUUGGCUUUGGUAUUGUAUCAUGCAUUGCAAGUUAUGCUAUACCAUUAGGUGGUAUGAUUUAUUGGUAUGUUUCGGUGCCAUUUUUUUUAAAACGACAUGCAGGUAGUUCACUUACCUCUAACAAUUGUAGUGCAGCACCAUUACGUCGACUUAUUGCAACUGUAUUGGUACUUACAGCAGUGUAUGUGUCAUGUUGGUCACCUUAUUGGUUGAGUAUUUUUGCGCACAAAUUUAUAAAUAGGAUGAGUCGAACUGUGGUAAUAGCAUCAUAUUAUAUUCAUCUACUACCGUAUAUCAGUUGUUCCGCAUAUCCGGUCAUAUUUACGCUCCUGAACCGUCGUAUCAAAAUGGCUCGUGCGCAAAUGCAUUGGCAUCAAAAGCGAAAAAAAUUUACAUUUAUUAAAUCAAAUCAUAUAACUGAGCAAUAUUCAACUGAAGUACCAUCAUUUGGAAUAUCAAACAUUCUACGCGUUUGCUUUCAAUUUUUAUCAAAUUUUACACAUCAAAGUCAAUUAAAUUCAAAAAAUAGAUCCAAUUCAACAGCAAAUCAGAGAAAGAAAGAAAUGGAAUAUUCGAGAAGAAAUUCAAUGAAAUCACAAUUUGCUAAAGUUGCUCAAGCAAUUACAGCGAGUAAAUCAUCGUUACAGGAAGAACAACAAUCAUUGGAAUUGAUCGAAAUGCAAGAAGAUGAUUUCCUGUUGUAG